UUCACGUAAUCAGCAGUCACAAGUUUACAAACCAUGUAUUUAACCAUGUAAACUCGAUGUUUUCGCCCGGGGUUUAUGUAGCUUCUCCAGUGGAAUGUGUCCUCCCGUUGACUCUCUUUGCCCAGAGUGAACGGGCACUGACGUUGUGAAAGAGAAAUCGCGAAAGCUGCGGCGAAUUUUGAGUUGAAGUUGAAGCAGUCGACAAGAUGGCCGCCCCCAGUGGGUUGCCAAACGGCGACCAUGCCAAUGAUAUUCACGAGAUGAUCAGGCAGCUGGAAAGUGGAUUGGUCGCCACCGUAUUCUUCAGCAAACGUAAGCCGGAGAGAAAAAUAUGUAGAGUGAAACUAGAGACCAAGCAACUGCUUUGGGUAAGAAACCAGAACUCCAGACCGGAGGGAGCAGUCAAUUUGAGAGAAGUUAAAGAUGUGCGACCUGGUCGUAACUCCAAAGAUUUUGACAAAUGGCCUGAUGAACUGAGAAGGACGGAGAAGGGCUGUGCUUUUGUGUUGUUUUAUGGGAAUGAUUUCAAGUUAAAGACUUUCUCACUUGUCGCCUCUACACCAGAUGAGUACACAAAAUGGCUGCGUGGCUUGGAUUUCUUGAGGAAGGAAACGGCUGCAGCAGCACAUCCAAUCAUUGUAGAGAGAUGGUUGCGAAGAGAGUUUUACCUGAUGGAAAAACAGAAUUGCAUAACUCUGAAAGAUGCCAAAGCAUGGAUGCCGCGACUGAACCUCAAAAUUUCCAACAGCCAACUGAGACUGAGAUUCCAGGAGGUAGACUCUGGAGGAAAAGGGGAAAUUGAAUUCUCAGAGUUUUCUAAACUGUAUGCCAAACUUGUAUAUGCACCAUCUGUGAUGAUAGAUUAUUUUGCCCUGUUCAUUGACCAAGCACACGAUGUGAUGAAAAUAAAGUUUGAAAAAUUUCAGCAUUUCCUUGCCCAAGAGCAAAAGGACUCCAAUGCAACUGAUGUGAACUAUGUGAAGAACAUCAUUAAUGAUUUCUUGGAGGAUGCCCUUAGAGCAGCACGAGGACUGUAUUUUACUGACGAGGAGUUUCAAGAUUACUUGUUUUCCAAACACAAUACAAUCUGGGAUUCUCAGCAUGACAAAGUCAGUCAGGAUAUGAACCAGCCACUGCCUCACUAUUGGAUAGCGUCCUCACACAACACGUAUCUGACAGGUGAUCAGUUCUCCAGCGAGUCCUCUGUUGAGGCCUAUACACGCUGUCUGAAGAUGGGAUGCAAAUGUUUGGAAUUGGACUGUUGGGAUGGCGCAGAUGGACUUCCAUACAUUUACCACGGUCACACGCUCACUUCAAAGAUAAAGUUCCUUGACGUGAUAAAAACUAUCAAGGAAUAUGCUUGGGUUCAGUCUGACUUCCCGCUGAUCCUUUCCAUUGAGAACCACUGCAGCUUACCACAGCAGCGGAGAAUGGCCACAGCUUUCUUAGAGGUCUUUGGAGAUGAGUUGUUGACUGAGCCUUUGAGUAAAGAUGCUACAUUUCUGCCAUCUCCUAUCCAACUAAAGAAGAAAAUUCUUCUGAAGCACAAGAAACUGAAGGAAGGAGAAGACCAAUGGAGGACGGCUUCUAUCAGUGAUGAUUCAGCAGGGGCUGACCUUGCUGACCUCAGCAACUCAGUGAGAAAUGGUAUUCUGUACUUGGAGGAUCCAGUGGACAGGGGGUGGCACCCUCACUUCUUCUUGUUGACGUCAACCAAACUUUACUACACUGAGCAGAGAUCUGACCAGGAACAGGAUGAGGACGCAGAGGAUGAAGAAAACAGUUUGCCACAAGAGGGUCAACCAAAUGAUGAGCUCCACUUCAGUGAACAGUGGUUUCAUGGUCGCUUAGAAGGGGGUAGAAGACGAGCGGAGGAACUACUACAACAGUACAGUCAUCUGGGAGACGGGACAUUCCUAGUGCGAGAGAGUGAGACGUUUGUCGGGGAUUUCUCCCUGUCCUUCUGGCGACAAAACAAGGCUAACCACUGCAGGAUAAAGUCCCGUCAGGAGCAUGGCCAAACCAAGUAUUUCCUCAUCGACCCGGUGACCUUCGACAGCUUGUACAGCCUGAUCACGCACUACAGGAAUACACCGCUGCGAGGGACUGACUUCAGCAUGACUCUCAAGGAACCUGUUCCCCAACCCCAAAGUCACGAGGGCAAAGAGUGGUAUCAUGAGAGCUUGACACGAUUAGAAGCAGAGGACAUGCUCAGUCGAAUUCCUCACAACGGAGCGUUCCUGGUGCGUAAGAGCCGGCGUAGUUCCACACGAGCAGACCCUGACAUUGGCAGGUUUGCCAUAUCAAUGAGGGCUGAGGGAAAGAUAAAGCACUGCCGUAUCAAACAGGAGGGCCGCCUAUUCAUGAUCGGCACCGCUCACUUCGAGAGCCUGGUGGAGUUAGUCCAGUACUACGAGCGACACCCGCUCUAUUACAAGAUGAAGCUGAAGUACCCGGUAAAUGAAGCCCUAGUCAGGAGAGUUGGCAUGCCCCCGGAUAAGGGUGCCAUAUAUGGAUCACCUGACCUCUACAUGAACCCUAAUGACUUUCAGUCCAAGCAGAUCCGUGUGAAAGCCCUGCAUGAUUACCAUGCCAACCGGGAGGAUGAGCUGUCAUUCAGGAAGGGAGCUGUGAUUACAAAUGUUCACAAACAAGAUGGAGGAUGGUGGCGAGGAGAUUACAGUGACAAGAAGCAGAACUGGUUCCCAUCAAACUACGUAGAGGAGAUAGAAAACCAAGAUGACACCUCCGAAUCUGCCCCACUCGGCUCACUUCAGAAAGGAUCCAUUGAUGUCCGCAAGUGCAUCCUGGAGCGCUCUCAAGGGCCUGGGUUUAGGAGGUUUGCGUUUAAGAUUUUCUCUCAGACCCAGGCCCAGCCGCUGGAGAUUGCGGCGGACUCUGAGGAGAAGUUACAGGACUGGAUGGCCCAAAUACAAGAGUGUGCUGAAGUGGCAGAACAAGUGGCCAAGAGGCUGCGGACAAAAGAGAAGUCUAGGAACAUUGCCCGCGAGUUCUCUGAUCUCAUUGUGUACUGUCAAGCUGUGCAGUUCAUCCCUGACAGUUUGCCGGGACAGUACUACGAGAUGUCAUCCUUCCCGGAAACCAAAGUGGAAAAAUAUGUCACAAAGACUAAGGGAAAGUUCUUUGCAAAAUAUAACCGUAGUCAGUUAAGUCGUGUUUACCCAAAAGGACAGCGGGUGGAUUCGUCCAAUUAUGAUCCUUUGAACAUUUGGAACUGCGGUUCCCAGAUGGUCUCCCUCAACUAUCAGACAGGGGAUCGCCCUAUGCAGAUGAAUAUGGGAAGGUUUCUGCGUAAUGGCAGGUGUGGUUAUGUUCUCCAGCCCGACUGUAUGAGGAGUGAAAACUACGAUCCUUUUGACAAACGGACAUUGGUGGGUGUUGAGCCCCUGACAGCCUCCAUCAUUGUGAUUGGGGCACGCCAUUUGGUGAAGUCUGGACGGGGAAUUGCCAGUCCCUUUGUUGAAAUAGAAAUAGCAGGUGCUGAGUACGACAAUAACAAGUUCAAGACUUCUACGAGAGCUGAUAAUGGCCUGAACCCGGUAUGGAAUGAACCGUGUGUCUUUGAUAUCCUCUGCCCUCCGCUAGCUCUCAUUCGCUUCACCGUCCAGGAUGAGGACAUAUUCGGCGACCCUAACUUCCUUGGCCAGGCCACCUUCCCUAUUGAAUGUUUACGCACAGGAUAUCGUAGUGUUCCUUUAUUGAAUGAAUACAGUGAGCCGUUGGAACUAUCCUCCCUUCUAGUUCAUAUUGACAUCCGCAAUCCAAAGGAGAGUGAGGACAGCGAGAUAUAUGCAUCCAUCCAGCAGCUGAGGGACGAGUCUGAGGAUCUAGCGCAUCAGCUGGAGGAGAUGGAGAUGGGCGGCGAUGUUGAAGACGCCUCUCACGUCCGCCAGAGACUUCAGGCCACCGAGGAGAGAUUGCUACAGAAGAAUGAGGAGCGCAAAAACAAAAAGAGCUUUCAGCGUCAACAGGUUGUUUACAGACGGGCCAGCAACAACUGAGGUUUUGAAGGUCAAGCGUGGGUAUUGUAUGAACAAUAUCAGUUGUACAUGUGACUGACAUCAUUAAAGAGUACUCCCCAAGGUUUAACAGGGGACUUUGUCUGGAUGGGAAUAUAGCUGUGAGCUGGGGUUAAGCUGUGGGUCAAUCUCCAGAAGAGGAAUCGGUUUGGGUCAAGUAUCCCAUAGCAAGUUAUGCUGCUGUGGGUCUGUACCCAGAUGAAGAAUUAGCUUAGGCCCAGUUUGGGGAUUGGUCCAGAUUGUACAUAUGUGUGCACACAGCUAUGGACCAGUGUAGGGAUGAACAGGACUGUGGGCAGAGUAUGCAGGUGGCUAUGUGUCAGUAUCUGGAUUGGCACAAGGGUGUAGGCAAUUAUCCAAAUGGUAACAUGGUUGUGGACCAGUAUCCAGAUUGGCAUAGAGCUGUGGGCAAGUAUCCAGAUGGGAACAUGGCCAGGUUGGUAUCCAGGUUGGCACAUAGCUGUGGGCCAGUAUCGGGAUGGCACAGAGUUUUGAACCAAUAUCCAGAUGGGACAUAGCCAUGGGUGACAGAUAUGGACUCAAGCCUGUCAUGCUUGUGAGACAGUCUCCCGUCCAAAAGACAUGGAGGAAUAUCCAGAGCUAUAUAUGUACAUGUAUAGACAAGUAUUUGGAUAGGGACAAAGCUGUGGGUCAGCAUCCAGAUUUGGACAGUGCGGUGGGGCCAAUGAAGGCAAAACUGUCAUCCUGCAAGUGGAAAAUUCUUGAGUAUGAAGAAUCAUGAAGAAAACAACAAUCAAAUAAAUAAACAAAUGGAUCUAGUCCUGUACUGGCACUGAUUAUUCAGCUGUAAUCAUAAUAAAAUCUCUGAGAGGUGUAUACAGUGAUGCGGUUUGGUUCCAUAUCUGCACAAGGUCACACAAAAUCAGACUGGAUCUCCCACACUUUCUCACUUCAUCCAAAUUACAUUAGAAAGUUGCAUCAAAGACGAACAGUGGUGAAACUAGGUCAGCAGCUGUUGUUGUUGUUGUAAGACUAUGGCAUCAGUGUUAGCUACCUCGUGGAAUAAUACCAGGAAAAGGUAAUAGGGACUCAACUAACGAAGAUUUUGUGUCUGAGCAUACAAACUAAAUGCUCAUUCUUACAUAAUCUUCAAGAACUGCCUUAUAACCGCAGCAAGAAGAAAAUGACACCACUUGUACUCAGAAAUACAUACUGGCUAGUUUGGGGAUCCCAACAUUUGAGCUCUUUCUUAAAGCAAUUGGUGAAGGCUUACAUUUUUAUAUGUAUAUAUACAUGUAUGUCUGCCUUCAGUGGAAAUACUGAAAUUGAAAGAUACCUGUCCAACCAAGGACAUUAUGAGAAAUGUGCCCAAAUAUAUUUGCACCAAGAGAAAAGCCUGGCUUUUCUGUUUGUGUAAAACAGAAUGCUUUAACUGGUUUAAUGGAAAUUGAAGUGUUACCUAAUUUAUUAACUUUUGAAUGCAAUUGUUUUUUCACAUUGUUUUUUUUUUUUUAACUGAGCAAUUUGUAAUUUGAUUUUCUACCCUUGUGUGAGAACAGUCAGUGUGGGUAUAAGGUCACAUAAAGACAUCACAAUAAGUUGAGAUGCAGUAAAGAUGUCCUCAAAAGUUGAGCUGCAGUAAAGAUGUCCCCACAUAUUGAGCUGCAGUAAAGAUGUCCCCACAUGUUGAGCUGCAGUAAAGAUGUCCCCACAUGAAGUGCAGUAAAUGUGUACGCACACGUACUGAAAAGAUGUUCCCACAUGUUUCAAACUUCUUGGAAGACAUGCCUUGAUGUGCUUGAAAGAUGUCCACACAUAUAGUGCUGUACAAAUUGAAUUGUAUUAAAGGAGAAGAAAAAUUAAAAACAUGACACUAGAGGCUGAAAAGAGAACAUUUUUUUUCUAUCUGGUGGUGCCUGCUGCAUAAUUUUGUGAUUUUUCCUCGCCAUACACAUAAAUCCUCAAUAUGGCAGAGCUGGCAUAAAUCGCUGAGUCCAUCUUUAACACCCUGUAAUU
This is a messenger RNA of Liolophura sinensis, 6017 nucleotides long. Its product is annotated as 1-phosphatidylinositol 4,5-bisphosphate phosphodiesterase gamma-1-like. Gene Ontology annotation, molecular function: protein binding; phosphatidylinositol-4,5-bisphosphate phospholipase C activity; calcium ion binding. The record is from RefSeq and is a predicted model, not a curated record. The transcript has 34 exons. The coding region runs from base 207 to 4022 and encodes 1271 amino acids. Gene Ontology annotation, biological process: phosphatidylinositol metabolic process; release of sequestered calcium ion into cytosol; phosphatidylinositol-mediated signaling. Gene Ontology annotation, cellular component: ruffle membrane. NCBI's taxonomy places the organism in Eukaryota, Metazoa, Mollusca, Polyplacophora, Chitonida, Chitonidae.